AUUGCCAUCUCACCUAUCCACUUGGGCAACAAUCUUCACAAAUUCACUAUGGACGAGGAGCCAAGUAACAGAGGAAAAAGCACUGAAAAGGAUACUGGAGAGAUCAAGUACAGAGGUGUUAGGAAGCGGCCAUGGGGAAAAUACGCCGCAGAAAUACGAGAUUCGUCCCGGCAGGGGGCUCGGGUUUGGCUCGGGACAUUUAACACAGCGGAGGAGGCGGCUAGAGCCUACGAUAAGGCAGCGUAUGCCAUGAGAGGUCAUUUGGCCAUUCUUAACUUCCCAGAAGAGUACAAUUUGCCCAGUAGUUCAUCACAUUUUGCUUCGGCUUCGUCUUCGACUUCAUCUUCGGUGCAGGAAAGACAAGUCUUCGAAUUCGAAUACUUGGACGACAACUUAUUGGAAGAACUUCUUGAUUAUGACAAAGAAGAGAAGAAGAAAGAUUGAAGUUAAUUUCGUCUUUUGACUCCUUCUAUUUCAUUUUGAACUUUGAUGCAUGUUUGGUAAGGUGGAAUAAAUAAUAAUGAACUAUAUCGACGAUGAAAAUAUGCUAUGGAAUCUUAUUUAUUACAAUGUUCUAUCUUAUCAAGUACGGUUUACCAAUUAGAUUACUUACUUGAUAUAUCAUGAGUUUGUGAAUGCAAUAUAACUCAGAGAAAGUUAAUUGGGCGAAGUCCCUUUCAAUCAUUUCUGGAGUGUAUUGAUAGAAAACGAUUAUAAACAAGUGGGCUCAUAAAUUCUGGAGUC
This is a messenger RNA of Olea europaea var. sylvestris, 744 nucleotides long. Its product is annotated as ethylene-responsive transcription factor ERF096-like. The transcript has a single exon. Gene Ontology annotation, molecular function: DNA binding; DNA-binding transcription factor activity. Bases 49 to 444 code for a protein of 131 amino acids. The record is from RefSeq and is a predicted model, not a curated record. Gene Ontology annotation, biological process: regulation of DNA-templated transcription; ethylene-activated signaling pathway. NCBI's taxonomy places the organism in Eukaryota, Viridiplantae, Streptophyta, Magnoliopsida, Lamiales, Oleaceae.